CACUCACACAUGCACACAUACGCAUGUACGCUGGCCUACACAUCCUCCACACACUGAAACCUGUUCUUGUGCUCAGUCGACUUCACCUCACACAAAGAAACUCAAGCUCGCUCAUACAGUAGCUCCAUCCCACCAGUAUUUUCUUGAAGCUGAAAAUCGUCCCUCGACAAACAAAAAGAGUGCAAUUCGAAAUGUGUCUCCUUUGAACAUGGAUCGUUGGAACAGAGGAGGUGGGAUCAAACAAAGAUCUGGUCACCAAAACGACUCAGACGAAGGAGACUAUCAUGAGCCAGAGGAACCUAUAAUGCGAUUUCCCAGACCACCACAGUCACAUUCAGAGUAUGCAGACAAAUGUCCUGUAAGAGAAAAGCCUUUUCUUGGCGGACACAAAGACUUCAAGAACAUUUUGGAUAUUCCUCCACGACUGCCGAAGAGGCCCCCAGGAAGCGCAGCGCCGAUUAUAAACCGAGAUCUAAAACCAGGGAGACAGAAGAAGGUCACAUCAGAGCGAAGAUCACAGACUUUAGGCUCCAAUGAAACGACUACAAAGAUCCCACCAAGGCCAGUGAAAUCACUUCCACGUGACUGUUUUGAUCACCAUGAUGAUGCUCCUCCAUCCAGAUCUCCACCCUGUGCUCCAGUGCGCACACUGAACAUACACACACGCACUGCAGCCGACAGUGGUGCGAGUCAACCAGAGAGCGAAAGUGUGAAUAACAACAGACUAACAGGUCUCCGAAGUGGCUCCAGUCACCGACAUUCGUUGGAUCUGGAGUCACAUGAACAGGACCGAAGCUACUUCACGGAAAGGACCGCUGUACAUGAUUCAUUCAGACAUAUGCAUCAUGAGUGGCCGCAGGUUAAAGCAGACACGGAGCAGGCCAGCUAUACAGGACACAGCAAACCAGUAGAGGCAACUGCUGAGAAGGAAUGGUAUGUAGGAGGCUUUAGUCGAGUGGAAGCAGAGCAUGCACUGCAUCUGGUGAACCGGGAGGGAGCUUUUCUAGUGCGCGAUUGCUCCAAGCACACUAAACAGGAGCCAUUCGUCUUGGCCAUAUUUUACAACAACAGAGUCUUUAACGUGCAGAUUCGUUUUUGUGAGGAGACCUGCAAGUACUCACUGGGAACCAGAAUCAAGACUGACGACGCGUUUGACUCGGUGGCUGAAAUCAUCAAAUUCCACUCCAUAUUUCCCAUCUUGCUUAUUGAUGGACGAAACCCCUCAGCCGCAGUCACUCAGAAGAGGCAGUGCGUCCUCAUGUAUCCCGUCACAGCAGAGGACAUGAGGCAACUGUUGAAUUAAACAACUUGACAGUAAACGACAAAAAAUGAAGCCAUACUGAGGAACUGCUGAAAAUAUGCUCCAUCUGUAUGAAAUGAAAUACAGUUUUAAAAAAACAAACACACACACACACACUGGAGUUGGAAAAAAAUGCACAUGCACACAUGAUAUAAAUUUUGUAGAUGUAGUGAGAGUGAAGCAAAGUGUGAAAAGAUUCCUGAGAACCAAGCAAAGUGCUUCUCAAACUGAAAUUGGGUUCAUCUCCUCCAGCAUCAGGAGAACUUUCUUGAAAAGCUCAUGAAGGAACUUCUUUCCCACCAAAAUGUAUUGGAUCUCUGGACACUUUUUGCACUAUACAUAACUUUUACUGAAAUACAUUGCAGUUACUUCCUGGAUUUUUCUUUUACAUGCAUGUUUUAGAAACCUCCUGAAAGUUGAAAAGUGUUCUUUUCACAACUGAAGUGACUUGAAAUAGAAUGAAUGAAAGAGAAAUGUAAAAGAAAGAUUGAUUGUGGAGCUGUCGUCACUGUGCCAACAUUUCCCUCAGUGUAUUUCGAUGGGAAGGACUCAUCCAUUGAGAAAUAUUCAAUAAACAUAUCGAAAACAGAA
Molecule: messenger RNA, 1891 nt
Organism: Neoarius graeffei (lesser salmon catfish)
Lineage: Eukaryota; Metazoa; Chordata; Actinopteri; Siluriformes; Ariidae
Product: cytokine-dependent hematopoietic cell linker
Exons: 18
Coding region: 209-1303 (364 amino acids)
Biological process (GO): cell surface receptor protein tyrosine kinase signaling pathway; intracellular signal transduction
Source: RefSeq, a predicted model, not a curated record